GGGCUUGCUGCAAAACACUGGUUUCCUGAGUAUUGUCUGUUCUUUCUUUCUUUUUUCCUCAUUUCGAUUUUUGUUUUUUUGUGUGCGUCCUUUUCAUUCAUACUGCCGUGAACAGCCUUCAGAAUGACAGCGUUGCAGUUCAAAGAUUACUUUUGGGGCCCGGAAUUUACUAGUAACACUGGAUAUGAGAUUCUUAUCCAGAGGCUGUGCGAUGGACGGCGAACAUGCAAAGACAUGGAAGAGCUUUUAAAAAUGAGGGCAAUGGCAGAGGAAAGGUACGGCAAGGAAUUGAUUACUAUUGCACGGAAGACAGGAGGACAAACUGAAAUUGGCACUUUAAAGGCAUCCUUUGACCAACUGAAAGCUCAAAUGGAGAACAUCGGAAAUUUGCACAUUCAGCUUUCUGGGAUGUUACGAGAAGAGGCAAAACGAAUGGAGCACUUCAGAGAGCGACAGAAGGAGCAGCGGAAAAAGUUUGAAGGCGUCAUGGAAAAAGUUCAGAAGAUUAAAGUUUCAUUAUAUAAGAAAACCAUGGAGUCUAAAAGGACAUAUGAGCAGAGGUGUAGAGAAGCUGAUGAAGCUGAUCUGACUGCUGAGAAGCUCAACAGUACAUCCACUGUCACUCCUAAACAAUCUGAAAAGACACAAAACAAAGCAAAACAGUGCAGGGAUGCAGCAACAGAUGCAGAAAAACAGUACAUAUCUAACGUAGAGCAGCUGGAUAAGAUUCGUCAGGAAUGGGAAACCACACACGAGUGCACAUGUGAGGUCUUCCAGCAGCAGGAAGAUGAUCGCAUUAACAUUUUGAGAAAUGCCAUUUGGGUGCACUGUAACCAUUUUUCCAUGCAAUGCGUCAAAGAUGAUGAGUGUUAUGAGGACGUGAGGACUACUUUAGAAAUGUGUGACAUCACGGAAGACAUAAACAGUUUCGUCAAGACCAAAAGCAUUGGCAGCACUCCUUCAGUGCCUAUUGUGUUUGAGAACUAUUAUGACAAAGAGCCACAGGCAGACAGCAAUGGCAUCAUCCGCUUUGGAGGAGGUGUGAUGAAGAGGUUUUCAAAUCUCUUGCAAGGCAACUGUGCUGUUGGCUCCAGGAAUAACAAUGAAUGUAUUGUGCCGUCAGCACCUCCAUCAGCUGACAACUCAGAUGGAGUUUAUGCCUCAAUUCCUGGAUUUCCACAAGAAACCUCGAACAUCACUGCUUCUGAGAACGGCAAAUACCAGGCUCUAUAUGACUAUGUGGCUCAGGGUCCAGAUGAGCUCUCCAUAGCUGUGGGUGAAGUGCUGCUGGUGGUGGAGCAGGGUGGAGACGGAUGGUGGACGGUGGAGAGAAAUGGUCAGACUGGACUGGUGCCGGGCUCAUACUUGGCAAUAAUAUGAAUCAACUCUCCAUGUCCUUAAACGCCCCUCUAAUAGCACAGCAAUUAAAGCCAUUCCUAUGAAGCUUUAUGUUUGCGUACAUCCAAGCCAUAAAAAACUAUCAAUAGAGUAGUGCGUUAUUUUGUAUAAUAAAAAUAUCAAUAUUGUUGAAAUAGAGAUUUAUAUUUAUUAGACAGAGUAUUUAUUGUGAAUAAAAAACAUCAACAACAAGAGAAUGUAUAAGACAAUAACAAGGCACUACGGAACUACCAUGAUUUCGUUCAUGUGAAAAUAGUAUAAACAGUGUACACUACCUGACAAAAGUCUUGUUGUCGAUCCCAGCUGUAAGAGCAACAAAUAAUAACUUGACUUCUAGUUGAUCAUUUGGAAAAGUAUCAGAAGGUAGAUAUUUCCCAUGAAUCAUCUGUUGAACUGCAUCCGAAUCAUCAUAAAUACUGCAGAAGACCUAUUGGAAUCCACAUGGACCCAAGAUUCUGACAGAAAUCAGUCAAGUUUGGUGAAGGAAAAAAAUCAUGGUUUGGGGUUAUAUUCAGUAUGGGGGCAGCCGGGAGAUCUGCAGAGUGGAUGGCAACAUCAACAGCCUGAGGUGUCAAAACAUUUGUGCUGCCCUUUACAUUACAAACCACAAGAGAAGGCAAAUUCUUCAGCAGGAUGGUGCUCCUUCGCAAACGUCAGCCUCCACAUCAAAGUUCCUGAAAGCAAAGAAGAUCAAGGUGCUCUAGGAUUGGCCAGCCCAGUCACCAGACAUGAACAUUAUUGAGCAUGUCUGAGAUAAGAUAGAAGAGACAUUGAAGAUGAAUCCAAAGAAUCUUAAUGAACUCUGGGAGUCCUGCAAGAAUGCUUUCUUUGCCAUUCCAGAUGACUUUAUUAAUAAGUUAUUUGAGUCAUUGCAGAGAUGUAUGGAUGCAGUCCUCCAAGCUCAUAAGAGUCAUACACAAUAUUAAUUCUUUUCCCACUGCACCAUGACUUUAUAUUCUAUACUGUACAUUAUUUCUGUUAAGUUACAAGACUUUUGUCUUAUCAAAGUCAGACCUUACUGUCCUAAAUAAAUAAUUUAAAAAUCAAGGCAUGAUCAUAUUUUAUUUUGGUAAAAUAAGCAUUAUCUAGAGGCCUUUGCCUUUCAUAAAAGCCACCUCUGAUUCCAAAUCAUAAACUAGAAGUCAAGUUAUUAUCUGUUGUUCCUAAAACUUGGAUAGGCGACAAGACUUUUGUCAGGUAGUGUAAUGUACAUAUCUUUACAGAAUGUCAUAUGUAGUAAGGUUUUUAAAGUUAAACAAUGGGAUAAACAUGAGGUCAGAUAUACAUUUUUUACAUAUUAACCACAAUAGUUAGUUGUUUAUAACUUCUUAACACAAUUUUAUUUUAUUUUUGUUGUCAAAUUCAAUCAGAUUGUUUUUUUAAAGUUUGAUUUUGCAACAAAGCAAUCCACAGUCAGACAUUUCAAAUCAAACUAUUGAUUUUUGAACAUUAUUUUUUUUGACUUGUGAAAUGUGGUGAACAAUAAAGCUGGAUAAAGGUAAAGCACAUUGCCUUUGUCUAAAUGUAACUUGGGUAGUGGUUUGUAUGUUGAGAAGGUCAAAGUUUAACUGACCGAGAGCACCGAAAGAAGAAACUAUCCCUUUGAAACUUUUAACAGACUGACCUUCUUUGUGUCCUUAAGUUUCAAGUUUCCAAAAGGCGAAGGAAUCAGUCCGCGGACAUUUAAAAGCAUUUCUCAGUGUCAUUUUUUGGAAAUGUGAAGGAUAUUUUAGGCACAUAAUGUACAUAUUUUAUAAUCUGUCAAUAUCUGCAAGAUA
Molecule: messenger RNA, 3176 nt
Organism: Danio aesculapii
Lineage: Eukaryota; Metazoa; Chordata; Actinopteri; Cypriniformes; Danionidae
Gene: pstpip1a
Product: proline-serine-threonine phosphatase interacting protein 1a
Exons: 15
Coding region: 124-1380 (418 amino acids)
Biological process (GO): actin filament polymerization
Cellular component (GO): cytoplasm; actin filament; plasma membrane
Molecular function (GO): actin filament binding
Source: RefSeq, a predicted model, not a curated record